Molecule: messenger RNA, 899 nt
Organism: Mucor mucedo
Lineage: Eukaryota; Fungi; Mucoromycota; Mucoromycetes; Mucorales; Mucoraceae
Exons: 4
Coding region: 195-809 (204 amino acids)
Source: RefSeq, a predicted model, not a curated record
GAGCAUUAUGGCAAGAACAGCCUUCUGGACCUGACCUCGCCUGGUGCUAUCCCUGUUCGCUUUGCCAAAGCUAAAAGACACACCUUUCAUCUGAUCUUUAAUUGCCAUUAUCCUUGACAUACACGACGGAUGAAAGGGCCAUUCUUACCAAAACUAUCAGAGCAAAGUCAUUGAAUGAUAUACAAGGUAUAGUGAUGGAUAUUCGGCUGGUUCCUCGCGUGGGGCUGCAGUCCUACAUCUACAUCGCUCUAUCAAAGCUCCUUUUAUUGUACCAAUGCGAUCUUUUGAAAGAAGAAACAAACAAAGAAGGAUGGUAUCAAGGACAUCUUUAUGCAGACGUUUUCGAUGCAGUCUUUUUAUUCGAUCCAUGCUAUGUUACGAAGAGAACCGAGUGCCAUGCCACAACUAUCAAAUAUCUGAGAAAGAUCAAGCAGAUUCCUGACGACGAAAAGGACGUCAAAGUUGAUUUGAUCUUGUUCAACAGUCAGUUGGGUGAUAUUUUCUCGUGCGAAGACAAGCCGUCUGUGGCCAAGGAGGCGGACGUGCAAGCAGACAUCAAGAAGGGUAAAGACCUGCGAGAGAAGCGCCUGAUUUAUAUCAAGUCUGUCCUGCCACAUGAAUCACUUAUUAGCUCCAUUGAAGUUACCAGCGCCCAAUUCUACGGAUUAUCUUUGACAAUCUACGGAUCCAGAAUGACAAAUCAAGGCGCCAUCAUUCAUUAUCAGAAGGCCGUUGCCAAUCUCCCUACAGCCCUAAGCCCACCAGAGAUAGCUCACUUUCUGCUUACUGUCAUGUCUCUUUAUAGGUGAGGUAAAUAAAUUUACUCUGUUCAUUCACAAUUGGCAUUAAUAGCGCGCCAUUGGAUUGGAUCUGAAAAAACUUACAGCAAUGCACCAAGU